This is a messenger RNA of Ostreobium quekettii, 2004 nucleotides long. The record is from the annotation of a GenBank genome assembly. Lineage: Eukaryota; Viridiplantae; Chlorophyta; Ulvophyceae; Bryopsidales; Ostreobiaceae.
AUGCAGGCGCCGGGAGGCUUGCCGAGGGAACACCAGUCCCCCGUCUUCACCAGGCUGGCGGACUUCUGCAACAAGGAGGGCCUGUCGGAUGUGACCCUGAUCGCCUCGUGUGGUCGGCGUCUGGCGGGCCACCGCGUGGUGAUGGCCGCGGGCAGCGACGCCCUGGGCCAUCUCGUCACUCAAGAGGACGGCUGUGAUGUGCACUGCCCUGACGUGGACGGCGAUACGAUGGAGUUGGUGCUGCGUUUCCUGUACUCAUCCGAGUGCCCCCUGACGCCUACGAACGCCACGGCUGUGCUGAUGGCCGCGCAGAAGUUUGGCAUCGGCGCUCUGGAGGCCCUGGCGACGGCUUUCCUGGCCGACGAGCUCAAUGUGGAGAACUGCUGUCGGCUGUACGCACAGUGGGAGGAUGAGGGUCUGCAGAAACUGAAGGCACAUUGCCUCGCCUUGGCUGCUGACAGGUGGGACGCUGUGCAUCAGACGGAUGGUUUCCUCAAUCUGACCCUGGAUCAGCUCAAGGCCAUGCUGAAGACACCUGAGCUGAUGAGCUGCCAGGAGGUGGACCUGCUGCAGGGCGCUUGCAGCUGGAUCCUGAGGGACAUCAACCGUGUGAAGCACCUGGAAGAGCUGCUGACGAUCGUUAAUUUCCCAAGGAUGUCGGUUGAGGAACUGCAGUGCGUGCAGCAGCGUCUGUGCCUCAAGUACCUGCAGGCCCUGGGCGUCCAGGAUGCUGUGUGCACCAGCCGGGUCGUGGCUGACAACAAGCCUGACGCCAAGAACGACACGGAGAUGGUCGAAAACAAGGCUCAGGAACCCAAGGGUGAUUCUGGCGAUGCGGUGGCCCCAAAAGAGCCCAAGCCCAUGGCGUCUGCUCCCAAGUCCCAGGUUGGGGACAUGGCAAAUGCACUGCCGCUGGUGCUUUCAAUUCAGCCUGACCAAAAGGUUCCUGCCUCGAGACAGGGGUCGAACGAGCUGUUCCCUGCGGAUAUGGACGAGGCUUCGCAGGUCCGCCACCUGCAGGAGUUGCUGCUGGCACAGUGCGCACGUCAGCCUGCAUGUGCUCCACAGGGGAAGACCCCAUCGGUGAAGGUCCAGCAGCAGGGCAAGGAAACCCUUGCGAAGGACUGCGCAUCUGAGGAUUUGGCCAGCCAGAACUCCGAAAAUAGGACACAGCAGCAAGACUCAUCUGACAUGGUGUCGGAAACAGGCACACAGCAAAUCAAUGGGGCUGCCGGAAAGGACACAAAGUUGAUUGUGCAGACGCCUGGGGUACCAUUCGACGUUGCUGUGGCACAAACGAGUUCUCCAACUGCAGCCAGGACCACUCGUUGCGUUUGCCAGGUGGAGGGCUGCAGCAACAACCUGACGGGCCUGAGGGACUACCACGUCAGGUACAAAAUAUGUGACCUCCACCUAAAAGUCAGCUCAAUCGUGAAGGACGGCCGUUGCCAGCGGUUCUGCCAGCAGUGCGGAAGGUUCCACGACUUGGCUGAGUUCGAUGGCAACAAGCGCAGCUGCCGGUCGAGGUUGAUGCGCCACAACGCCCGUCGCCGUAAGCGCCUGAGGACCGAGACAGAGGCCUUUCAGGGUGCCCUGCAGGUCGCACGAGCGGCACUUCCAGCCAUGUCUCCCCAUCAACCUCUCAUAUGCCUCGUCAGCGCGGCUCCCUCGCCCGCGGGCAGGGCCUCAGAUCAGCCCACAGCAGGCCCGCUGACGGGAACCCUCGUGCAGCAGGCAGACUACAUCAAUGUGCUGCCUCAGGUCAGCCAGGCACUCGCCUUCACUGCGCGUGGCGCUGGCACUACCUUGGAGAACAUUCUUAUUGAGAAGCUGGCAACGCCGGUGGCUCGCCCGGUCGCAGAGGGAAGUGGUGGCGUGGGUGGAGGGGCUGCCACGAGCGGAUCGAUGCCAGCACGGAAUGGCUUGAACGGGUCCAGUUUCAUGGAAGUGGAGUGCGUAAAGGAGGAGGGCAUGCUCGCCGAUAUGCAGGGUGUGGUGCAUUGA